AUGUCUUUCCAUAAUCCAUAUAUUAGCAUUGCUUUAAGAAUGUUUUUAUGUUGUCCAGCUUCAAACUGCUCAGCAGAGAGAAGUUUUAGUGCUUUGAAGAGGAUUAAAACUUACUUAAGAUCUAGUACCAAAGAUGAUCGUCUGAAUGAUCUAGCAAUACUAAAUAUAGAGUCAGAAUUAACAGUUAAUAUAAAUUAUGAUGAUAUUAUAAAUAAGUUUAGUGAGUUAAAAGCUCGUAGAAAAAUGUAA
Macrosiphum euphorbiae (potato aphid) is the source of this 249-nucleotide messenger RNA. NCBI's taxonomy places the organism in Eukaryota, Metazoa, Arthropoda, Insecta, Hemiptera, Aphididae. The record is from the annotation of a GenBank genome assembly.